Messenger RNA from Rattus norvegicus (Norway rat), 3998 nucleotides. It is a transcript of the gene Or4e1, whose product is annotated as olfactory receptor family 4 subfamily E member 2. Gene Ontology annotation, cellular component: plasma membrane; membrane. NCBI's taxonomy places the organism in Eukaryota, Metazoa, Chordata, Mammalia, Rodentia, Muridae. Gene Ontology annotation, biological process: signal transduction; G protein-coupled receptor signaling pathway. The record is from RefSeq and is a predicted model, not a curated record. Gene Ontology annotation, molecular function: olfactory receptor activity; G protein-coupled receptor activity.
AAUGAGGGGGGCGGUACCAUGCUGGUGAGGUGAUUCGUUCUUCGCCAAUCCAUGGAGGACAAGUAGUGGGGUGAUAGUGGAAUGACAGUGGGGUGAUAGUGGGGUGACCCGUGCCCCACCAAUCCCUGAGAGAUUAUUAGCAUACUGUUGUGUAUAUAAGGCGAGCGACUUUGCCGCUCGUGGUCCCCAUGUCAACAAUGAAGGUGUCCUGCAGUAAAGGCUGUAGAGAAGAAUCCAACCGUGUUGCAUCUUCCUUGCUGGUCGAGGUGGGCGCAUCAGAACUUAAAGUUAUGCAACUCUACUUUGAUGUCUGUAAAAGCUCUGGUGAUUCCUCACAAAAGAACAGUUACAUACCAAAUUCAAAAAGCUACAGCAAAGAAGAAGCAAGAAGAGAACCAGGAUAAGAGACUCUGAUUUAUUCAAGAGAUUUGCCAUUGUCUAAAGUAACAAAUACUUGAGGCAAAAAUAUUGAUGAGAAUUAAAACAAUGGAAAAGGCUGUCCUCAUCAACCACACUUCAGUGACAUCAUUUCGGCUCACAGGUUUAUCUGCAAAUCCAAAAGUACAGAUGGCUGUGUUUUUCAUAUUCCUCAUUUUCUAUGUCCUGACACUGGUUGGUAACAUCCUCAUUGUCAUAACAAUCAUAUUCGACCACCGGCUCCAUACUCCCAUGUAUUUCUUUCUCAGCAAUCUAUCCUUUAUUGAUGUCUGCCAUUCCACUGUCACUGUCCCAAAGAUGCUGAGUGACACUUUGUCAGAAGACAAGCUCAUCUCUUUUGAUGCCUGUGUGGUCCAGAUGUUCUUCCUGCAUCUCUUUGCCUGCACGGAGAUCUUCCUGCUUACUGUCAUGGCCUAUGAUCGCUAUGUGGCCAUUUGUAAACCUUUGCAGUAUAUGACAAUAAUGAACUGGAAAGUAUGUAUGUUGCUGGCAACAGCACUAUGGACAGGGGGCACCAUCCACUCCAUAUCUCUUACCUCACUCACCAUCAAACUUCCCUACUGUGGUCCUGAUGAGAUUGACAACUUCUUCUGUGAUGUACCUCAAGUGAUCAAACUGGCUUGCACUGACACCCACAUCAUCGAGAUUCUCAUUGUCUCCAACAGUGGGCUGAUCUCUGUGGUAUGUUUUGUGGUUCUUGUAGUGUCCUAUGCCGUCAUCCUUGUGAGUCUGAGGCAGAAGAUCUCUGAGGGCAAGAGGAAAGCCCUGUCCACCUGUGCAGCCCACCUCACUGUGGUCACUCUGUUUCUGGGACACUGUAUCUUCAUCUACUCACGCCCAUCCACCAGCCUUCCCGAGGACAAGGUUGUAUCUGUGUUUUUCACUGCUGUCACCCCUCUACUGAACCCCAUAAUCUACACUCUUCGGAAUGAGGACAUGAAGAGUGCCUUGAACAAGUUAAUCAGGAGGAGAGAAAAGUAAAAAUGAUAAGCCCUUAGGAUUCUUGGUGAUCCAAAGCAAAGCAGCAACUUUAUGUUAUUUUUACCAUGUGAUGUGACUUACAACAUUUUCCUCUGGUCCUAUAUCUAACAGUCAAGGUAACUGCUGUGACUGGUAACAUCUUCACAUUGUAGACAUUAUCAUAGUGAGUGGGGCUUACUUAAUUAUCUCAACAGCAGUAGUUACACGCUCAUCCAACUACACCAAAUACCAUGCUGAAAAUCACCCUGCUACAAAACCAUAGACAGGACUCAGGGAACCCAGAGUGUAGCUCAGUGCAGAAUGUGUACUUGGCAUAUAGGUGGCCCUGGGUUCACUUCCCUACUUGACAAAAGAAAAAAGUCACAAGAUUGGAUUUCAAAACAGAUUCCACCAACACACUAUUGUUCCAAGAACUGGGAGAAAAUACCAACUUGAAUUCAUUAUCUCAUUCUGUUCUUCCUGCUUUUCAAUUAACCAGAAAUCUAAACAAGACCAGACUUCUGAACCAACCACUCCCACCUACUUUGCUCAUUGUGAGACUUGCCUAAAUGACUUCUCAAAUGAAGGUAAAUGAAACAAAGGAUAUUGCAAUAUGACUGGUGACAAAGAAAAACUUUGAUCCACUAAGGUUACUAAUGCUCUUGGGAGUUCAUUCAAAUGUGCCAUCAGAAUAAUGAAAUGGGAACAUUUUAUUUCUUAUUUCACAAAUACUUUCAGAGCAUCAAAUUUGUGCUGGAUACUAGAUUUACAGUUACAAAUGCAGCAAAUAUAUAAUAGACAGUCCUACGUGGAGUAUACAGUCUAAUAAAAAACAAAAACAGAAAUGUGAACAACUGAAUACAGUUAUAAAUGCUACAAGAAAGAGCAGAGUGAGUGCCAUGGACACAGAGGGGUGGUGUGCCCUGCACUGACCUCUUUGAGGAAGUUUCAUUAUACCUGAGGUGUGAAACACGAGAGGAAACCAACCAUGAAAAACCAGAAGCAGCAAGCAUUCCAAGCUAAAGAAAUGUCAGGUACAAAAAUCUCUUUGGGGAGACUGCUUGUUCCAAGUGACAACCACUAUAGGGGCAGCAGGGCAGGCUGGCAGCAAAUGGGUCACUGGAGAAAUGAAAAAUCUGUAUUCACUUAAGGAGUUUAAGAGUCGUUUUCAUACAGUGUGAAGAUGCCAAAAUUGAGUAAGCAAAGAAAGGAGAAAUGGCACGUAGGUUUUGUUAGGUUAAAAUAGAUUUUUCUUAUCGUGGUUGGUUGGUUGGUUGGUUUGUUGGUUGGUUGGUUGGUUGGUUGGUUGGUUUGUGGGUUGGUUGGUUGGUUGGUUGGUUGGUUGUGUUUUGGUUGUUCAAGAUAGGAUUUAUCUGUGUAGCCUUGGCUGUCCUGGAACUUGCUCUGAAGAUCAGGCUGGCCUCGAACUCAUAGAGACCCACCUGCCUUUGUCUCCCCAGUUCUGGGAUUAAAGGUGUGUGCCACCACUGAAUGGUUUAUUGCUAUUUUUGAGACAGACAUUUAUGUAGCUCAGCCUGGCCUUAAAUUCCUGAUCCCCUUGCCCUUAAGUUCCAGACACUAGAGUUACAGGCAUGAACCACUAUGCCUGGAUUGGUCUGUUUAUUGUGUGGAGAACUAACCCAACUAAGCACUUAUCACUAAACUAAUCAUAAGCACUUGAUGCUGCUUCAAGUACUGAAAGAGAACACCAACUUGAGUCCAUGGUCUAUUUCCAGCUCGUUUCAUUGCUUUGGGGUAGCCUGCACCACAGCAAAUAGGCAUGUGACAAACAGAAUUGGCAAACAUAUUUAUAAAAGAGAAGUGGCUAGACAUGGUGGUACCAACUGUCACCCCUACAUUUAAGAUGUGGAGGCAGGAGGAUCAGAACUUCACAGUCAGCCUCAGCUACUUGUUGAGUUUAAGGUUAGCCUGGACUACAUAAGAACCUGUGUUUACAAAGGAGCAUGACAUACUGGAAAUCAGACAUUCACUGUGACUCCGUCAGUCAGAGUCACACUGCAGUUCAUCUUGGAUCUCCUAAGCCAUCAGCCAUCAGUGAGGAUGCCAUCAAUAAAUCCCUGGACCACAACAACCAUCUCUACUUUUAACAGCCCUUUGCCUGUAAAUGUAUUAGUAGGUGAUUUGAGCUUCAAAAGCUAUUUCAGUUGUUCUGAGCUUUGGUUAUGCAGGCACUGGUGGUAGGGGGUUAUUUAAGGUAGCACAUGUUUAUUUCCCACAGACACAUCAGCUCAUUAAUACCAUGCUUGUUUUCCCCAAACAUAACUGCCCGAAUAUCAUUAAACCAUAUUUGUUCUUCUGCCUGGUGUGAUAAAAGAUCCAAGUUCUAAAAUCAUAGGGCUCAUAUAAAACAAAUGUCCUUUUCCUAUAGGCAAUGGUAGGCGUGAGAAUAGAUUUCCAAAGAGCACAGAGCCCCCAUGUGCAGGAAUCAGCAGAGAAACACAGGUUGUUGAUAGGAAAGGCGACAUCACCCAAUGUUGCCUAGCAAUCACUAAGGUUGUCACCUGUGAAUGGCCACUAUCGAUCACAAUUGUGGGAAUCUUCACAACUCUCUAAAGAUAUAAAAUAAAACAGCUAUUCUC